Molecule: messenger RNA, 3293 nt
Organism: Puntigrus tetrazona (Sumatra barb)
Lineage: Eukaryota; Metazoa; Chordata; Actinopteri; Cypriniformes; Cyprinidae
Product: interferon-inducible GTPase 5-like
Exons: 3
Coding region: 1675-2838 (387 amino acids)
Cellular component (GO): membrane
Molecular function (GO): GTP binding
Source: RefSeq, a predicted model, not a curated record
GUCUGUCUGACUACCUGCCUGCCUGACUGCCUGCAGUGUUAUAAUUUGCUUCUUGGUGUAAGAUUAAAACUGUUUAUGUUAUAUGCUCGUCUAGCGCUCCUUCCUUGAACCAGACCGCCCUAGUGUUUCCUAGUGACCGCCUUCCUGUGCUCGAUCCACUUCCAUGGACUUAACACCUCCACACAAGCAAAGCUUUUCAGGAAUGGCCCUCAAGAGAGUGUUACCACUUACAUCGAGUGGGUGCUGGUGUCGUGUGAUUCGUCAAUGACUGUUCAACAUGAGGACAGCGAAACCAGCCCCACUACAGAUCCAGAGCCCAGCCCAUCAAUUCACAGCGACGUGAAGCUACAGCCUGUGCCCACUGCUGACAAGGGAUCAAAGUCCGCUGGUUCCGUCCAGCUGUCAUGAGUCCCUGCCGCAAGGGCGCCCUCCAGAUACUGUUCCCCAAGGGAGCCCUCCAGUGCCCGCACCUCGAGUGCUCCUUCCAGUGCCCAUGCCUGACCACCCUAUCCAGUUGUCGUCAAUGUUUCCCAGCAGCCCCUGCGCUCACCCUCAGCUCAUCUUCUGGUGCUCCCCACGGGUCUGCCUGUUACCAUCGCCUGUCGGAUCCCUCACCUCGUCAUUGAACCGCAAAGUCCCGAACUCCACCUCAGGCCGUAGACACGUUGGCUCCCCCUUGGCUCCUAGCUCCCUUCUCUUCACCAUGGCCCAUCAAUCCACCAGCUCCGCUAGGCUCCAUUGUCCCUCCAGCUCCGCCUUGGUCUAUUCGCGACCAUCCGUCUUCCACUCCUCCGGCUUCACCUCGUUUCUCCAUCCCUCCGGCUCUGUCAGGCGUCUCCAUCCCUCCGGCUCAAACUCAGUCUUCUGUCGUGCUGGCUUCGCUGCGUCCUUCUUGUUCCCUGUCUCUGCAUCAGUCAUCGGUGCCUUCGCCGUCGCCUAGGCCCUCCAGCUCUUUGGCUCUUCGCCUCCGUCUCUGUCUCCUUCACCACCUGUUCCACCACUGUCGGUUGGCCCUAUGGAGUCAACGGCCAUUCCUUCUCUAUGGCUCCAUCCGUUGGCUCCACUGUGGAUCUUCUGGGCUGUGCUCUGGAUGCCACGAAUUUCCUCCUGCUCCGAACUCCUCCUGUAUCUUCCCUGGCUCCUCCCUCUGUCUGUUCCUCCCUGGACUCUGUUUGCCAACCCCCUCCUGGGGGCCCAUCCUCCACCAGAACCUCCUCCCAAGUUCUGUUAUUCCCGUUCUAAUUUUUUUUUUCUGUUUAGGUGCGAGGAUGCACCUUCCGGGAGUGGGGGUAAUGACACAUCUUUGGAUGCUGUGUUGUUGUUUUCUUGUCCCACAUGCUCUGUAUGCCCUACUUUCAGUUAAUUGUAUCAUUGUCUUCAGGUGUGUCUCAUUAAUUUAGUAAUUUACUUGGUGUAUUUAAGUCCAGUUUGUUUCCGUUCAGUUGGUCUGAUUGCUGUCUUUAAUAUGUGUGGUUUUUGUUCUGUCUGCCUGCCUGCCUGCCUGUAGUGUUAUAAUUUGCUUCUUGGUGUAAGAUUAAAACUGUUUGUUAUAUGCUUGUCUAGCGCUCCUUCCCUCAAACUACACCGUGACAGAGUGACACAACAUACCGUGUACUUAAUGCCCACUUAAUAAGCGUGUCCCAUUACUUCUCCUGGAACCAAGAAAUUCAGAACAUGGAACAUCAAGACCCUGAUGUUGCUGAUGCAGUAAAGGCAUCAGGAGAGUCCACUCUGGAAAAGGCUACAGCAAAAGCUAAAAUAAAAUGUGACAAGUUUUUUAAUGUCUCACUUAACAUCGCUGUGACUGGAAGGACAGGAUCAGGAAAAUCCUCCUUUGUAAAUGCAAUUAGAGGUCUAAAGGAUGACGAUGAUGGAGCAGCACCUACUGGAGUUACGGAAACUACAGCAGAGGCCACCAUGUAUGAACAUCCUGAAAUGCCAAAUGUGAAAAUCUGGGACCUGCCUGGAAUAGGAAGCCCAAACUUCAAAGCAAAAAAAUAUCUAAAAGAUGUUAAGUUUGACACCUAUGAUUUCUUCAUCAUCCUUACUUCAGAGAGGUUCACAGAGAAUGACAUCAUGCUGGCUAAAGAAAUAAGAAAACAGAAGAAAAGCUUUUACUUCGUUCGUUCCAAGAUUGACAACGACAUAUCUGCUGAGAAAAGGAAAAAAGGAUUUGAUGAGCAGAAAGUUCUUUCCGUAAUAAGAGCUGAUUGUCAGAAGAACCUGAAAGACCUGGGAGACCCCAAAGUUUUCUUAAUAUCGUCUUUUGAUCUGGAGGAAUAUGAUUUUGAAUCACUUCAAGACACUCUUGAAGAUGAGCUUCCAGAACACAAGAGGUAUGCUCUUCUACAAGCCUGGCCAGUGUGUUCUGCUGCGUCUCUUCAGAAAAAGAUCAAGAUGUUUAAAGGGAUGAUCUGGGCUGUAUCUCUUGCUUCUGCUGGUGUAGCGGUUGUCCCUGUGCCUGGCCUAUCAGCAGCAUGUGACGCAGGCAUGGUCGUGUCUUUCCUCACAACAUGCUACUAUUCAUUUGGUUUGGAUGAUAGAUCACUGACAAGGCUUUCAGAGAACGUUAACAAGCCCCACUUGAGAGAUUUGGCCAAAUCUAAAUUUGUUACUGCCAUCCGAGAAAAAGCAUUGACCAGAUUGCAAGUGUCUGCUGCUCUCGCUACCAUUAGUACAGUUGAAUAUUUCUUGAGUCUCUUUCCAGUUGUUGGCAGUGCUGCUGCUGCAGGAAUAUCCUUCGGUACCACUUAUUACCUUUUGAGAGAAGGAGUAAACGAUCUGGCAAAUACAGCUCAAGAUAUCAGAAAAGAAGCUGGUCUCGCUUCUGUUCGUUGAUUUAUGUCCAACAGAGCAUGUAAAAGAUACAAGAAAGGGAAUCCACACGCCAAACAAAAUGGAAAGUACAAGAUCCUUUGAAUAAAAUUUCUUUCAAUGAAGAUUUACUUACCAAUGAUCCUGGCUGGCUUAUAGUGUCUGGGAUUGGGUCAUAAACUAAACAAAUUUAUAAUUUUAUUGACGCCCAUAUUAAAACUUUAGUAGUUCAGUUGCCAUCAUAUCUUACAGAUACUGGUGACCUUCUUGAAAUGUCACAUAAUCUAGACCUUUGAGAUGAUCUUUUAGGCAAUUCUUGAUGCUUUAGAGAUGUAGAGAAGGAGAAUUAUUAAUGUUUUUUUGACUAUAGAACAUGAAAGCAUUUUCUGUGUCACUGAGUAAUUCAGAUGAUGUGUGUUAAGAUUGUUUGCUGAUAUGGGGUUAAGAAAAAAAUAAACCAAAUGUCUGUGUUCAUAAUA